Molecule: messenger RNA, 2981 nt
Organism: Centropristis striata (black sea bass)
Lineage: Eukaryota; Metazoa; Chordata; Actinopteri; Perciformes; Serranidae
Gene: cap2
Product: cyclase associated actin cytoskeleton regulatory protein 2
Exons: 13
Coding region: 138-1550 (470 amino acids)
Biological process (GO): regulation of adenylate cyclase activity; cell morphogenesis; cytoskeleton organization
Cellular component (GO): cytoplasm
Molecular function (GO): actin binding; adenylate cyclase binding
Source: RefSeq, a predicted model, not a curated record
UGCGCAGCUGAGUGACGGGGCAGGGAGGCAGGAGGGGACCGCAGCACACAGCCACGAAUCCGUCCCUGGGACAUUGACAAUCCCAACAAAACAACAGGAGAAAUCCACAGCGGACCAGAGGAGGGAGGCUUGUCACCAUGGAAGGUCUAAUGGAGCGGCUGGAGCGAGCUGUGACUCGUCUGGAGAAGACGUCCAUCACGAUGCAGGCGUCCAUGGCUAACGGGGACUGUGUCAAUGGCAUCGAUGGAGGUUUGUCUCAGUGUGUCGAGGCCUUUGACGUCCUGCUGAGAGGUCCAGUGUCAGAGUACAUGAACUGCAGCCGAGCCAUCGGAAGCGAUGUGGAGAAACAUGCGGACAUGGUGAACAACGCCCUGCAGACUCAGAGAACUUUCCUCAAGAUGGCUGCUACUCACCAGGAGCCUGCGCAGACGGAGCUGCACGACCUGCUGAAGCCAAUUUCCGAUCACAUCCAGGAGAUCCAGAGCUUCCGUGAACGAAACCGCGGCAGCAGCCUCUUCAACCACCUGUCAGCCGUUAGCGAGAGCAUCCCCGCCCUGGGCUGGGUGGCUGUGAGUCAGAAGCCGGGUCCGUAUGUGAAAGAGAUGAACGACGCUGCCACCUUCUACACCAACAGAGUGCUGAAGGACUACAAGGAAACCGACAGACGUCAUGUCCUCUGGGUGCGCUCCUAUCUGUCUGUCUGGACCGAGAUGCAGUCCUUCAUCAAACAGCACCACACUACAGGACUGGUGUGGAGCAAGAGUGGCCCGAUCGCCCCUCCUUCUUUGUUUGACCCCCCCACUGCUCCCUCCUGUCCUCCUCCACCUCCCCCUCCUCCCCCCGGCCCACCUCCAGUCUUCACUGACGAUGACUCCCAGCCUCAGGCGGGCGGUACUGCGGCCCAACACUCAGCGCUGUUCGCCCAGCUCAACCAGGGCAUGGACAUCACUAAAGGUCUGAAGCAUGUAUCAGAUGACAAGAAGACCCACAAGAACCCAAAUUUGCGUUCUCAAGCAGAACCAACCAAAACAAAGUCUGCGGGGACAGUGAAGACGCCCAGGGCCGCUGUCCAGAAGAAACCCCCUCUGCUGGAGUUGGAGGGGAAGAAAUGGAGGGUGGAGAACUUUGAGCAGAAACACGACCUGGUGAUUGAGGAGACGGAGCUGAAACAGGUGGUCUACGUCUUCGGCUGUAACAACUCCACCCUCCAGGUUAAAGGCAAAGUCAACUCCAUCAUCAUAGACAACUGCAAGAAGCUUGGUUUGGUUUUUGAGAACGUAGUUGGGAUUGUGGAGAUCAUCAACUCCAAGGCGAUUCAGAUACAGGUGAUGGGAAAAGUUCCCACCAUUUCCAUUAACACGACAGAGGGCUGCCAGGUCUACCUGAGUAAGGACUCACUCAGCUGUGACAUCGUCAGUGCAAAGAGCUCUGAGAUGAACAUCCUGGUACCACAAGAUGACGAUUAUAGGGAGUUUCCAGUCCCAGAGCAGUUUAAGACGGUUUGGGACGGCUCCAAACUGGUGACAGAGCCCACUGAGAUGGCAGGCUGAUCGAUGCUUCAUCCCCACCAGCACACAGCAUCACCUUUUGUUUUUUUAAAUAAUCUCUCCGUACGAGAUGUAAAAGGGAAAACUCUAACAGAUAAAUUUUAGAUCCUGUCUUUGGUCUUGUUUUUGUGAUUUCAUGUCAUCCUAGCACUUUGAAACAGUUGAAUCACAUGAACCAGUAAGUAGGAUGAUGAUUAUCCCUGCAGAAGAAGUUUACAAAAGCAACCAGACAAUAAAUCCUAGGUGAUGGACAGAGCAGAAGUAAGAUGUAAAAGACAAAGAAAUAGAGUCUGCACACUAGAAAAUGCUCUCAUGAACUUAUAUUUAUUUAUAUUGCCACCAAAGUGUGAUUCAUGUGUCUGAAAUGUGGUAAUACAAAUAAAUAUUUGUUCAUACGUUAAUAAUCCCUCUUCAAAACACGGAAUAAAUGGAUAUCUCAGGUUCAAGUCCCAUAAACAUAAUUGUUUUUACUUUAUCUUACAUUCUGUGCCAUAGCAAUAAAGGCAUUUAUGUAAGAAUGUUACUGUUGAUAUAUAAGCAACAAUAUUUCAGCAUUGUUAUGACUGUACUCUAUCUACAUUCACUGUGCGUGAGUUAAAGCACAAUUUAGACCACAGCAGUAACACAUUAUUUUACAGAAAAGGCUAAAGAUGACAUAACAUGCACAUAAAACAUUUAGUGGCCAAACAGACAAAAGAAACUUGGACUCAAAUGAAUACCUCACCACCAAAAUUUUCAUUUGUUUAUUAAUGACUCACCUUGCUGGAUGAAUUAAUGAAAAUGUGACUUGGAAUAUUCUGCACAUGUGGAAAGUUGUAAAGAGAUGUUUUUAAAUACUAUUACUGUUGUUAAUGCAGGCCCCAUUCAGUUAAUCAAGAAUUUUCUCCAUUUUUGGAUUUGAAUUCAAGGUAACACAGGGUGAGUAAAUUAUAUACAAAUUAUCGUUUUGGUGGUGAAGUAUUCCUUUAAUUGUCAGACUUUUUGGUAUGUUUUCUAUCUAAUGAAGUGUAUCUUAGUUAUCUUUUUGAAUGUCUCUAGUGCAUGGUAGUCCUGUAGUACUGUUGCACUUUGCAAGUGAAGUUAAUGCAAAACUGCUCACUAAGGCAGAUUUCACCGCCUUGCUAGUGUAUGUAAAGUAUAAUUAUCAGCUCAGACAGAUGUAACAAUGUCAGGAGCCAUUAAAUCAACAUAAAAUAAUUAACUAAAUACUCUGAAUACUAAUUUCUCUGAAUUUAAAAAAAAUCAAGUUACAAGAACAGCAUUUCGAGCACUUCCUAACCUCUGUAUUACUUUGUACUAAGAUGUAGCACAUGGCACCAGCAUAAGAUAGACAAGAAAGUGUGCACCACUAACGCUUUUCAAAACUUUUAAUUUACACAAAACUAAUGGAUGUUAUUGUGUAUCAUUUUUCCAAUAAAAUCAAAACCUUCAGGU